Messenger RNA from Nothobranchius furzeri (turquoise killifish), 2362 nucleotides. It is a transcript of the gene ppp4r2b, whose product is annotated as protein phosphatase 4, regulatory subunit 2b. NCBI's taxonomy places the organism in Eukaryota, Metazoa, Chordata, Actinopteri, Cyprinodontiformes, Nothobranchiidae. Gene Ontology annotation, molecular function: protein phosphatase regulator activity. Gene Ontology annotation, cellular component: cytoplasm; protein phosphatase 4 complex; nucleus. The record is from RefSeq and is a predicted model, not a curated record.
UGAGCUUGUAGCUUAGCAGAAGCAGCUAGCACCGCUGACAAGAGGGCAACGACGUGAUGGAAAUUGACUCGCUUGAAGAGGCGCUGAGAGAUUUUGAUAAAAAAGCAAAAAAGGAGCCAACCCCUCUUUUGGAGCAGUUUUUAUGCCAUGUUGCCAAAAGUGGACAGACCAUGGUUCAGUGGUCUCAGUUCAAGAGCUACUUCUUGUUUAAGUUGGAGAAGGUGAUGGAUGACUUCAAAGCCUCCGCACCUGAGCAAAGAGGACCUGCAAAUCCGAAUGUGGAGUCUGUUCCAUUUGAGGACAUGAAGGAAAGGAUCUUAAAGAUUGUGGAAGGAUACAAUGGAAUUCCUUUCACAAUCCAGCGCUUGUGUGAGCUACUCACAGAGCCCAAACGGAACUACACGGGAACAGACAAGUUUCUCCGGGGGGUGGAGAAGAAUGUGAGGGUAGUAAGCUGUGUCCACCCGACUGCAGAGAAGAAUGGCUGCAGUGCUGUGAACAGGAUGAAUGGAGUGAUGCUUCCAGGAAACACAUCAGCGUUUACAGAGAGGAAAGUGAACGGUCCGGGAACUCCCCGGCCGCUGAACAGACCAAAGGUUUCUCUGGCCACCUCACUAGCAGCUAACGGUCUACCAGACAGCACGGACAACACGGACCUCAACACGGAGCUGGAGGACGGCAAAGACACGAGCGAGGUUUCACUUUCAGAAGGCUCCCCUGGGAGUGCUGUGAAGAACAAACACUCUGAUGAGGAGGAGGACACAGAAGCCGAACACCAAGAAGUAAAAAGACUAAAGUUCGGCAAGAAUGAGGAUGAAGAUGAUGAUGAUGAGGAGGAGCAGCAGGAGGUGGACACACUUAGGCCUUCAGACAGUGCUUGCCUCUCAAAAGAAGCAGAGGCCAUGGUCCAAGAGGAUGAAGAGGAGGAUAAGAGUUUGAGCGAAGAAUCCAGCUCUGCUGCAGCCCCUGAAGAGCAAGAACCAACAAGCAGCACACAGGCUGAGAUGUGCACGGGCUCGGAUCUGGAGGAGGAGGAAGACGAGGAGGAAGAGGAGGAGGAGCCGCCGGUGGAGAAGGAGGUGCCAUGUGGCUCUGAAGAGGAAGGCAGUGACAUGGAUCAGCAGGAGGCAUCUGAAGGUGUCCAGGAGAGGUCUGAGACCAGCAGGGACAGUGAGGAGAGCAGCAGUGACCCAGUCAGCAGCAGCAGCAGCAGUAGCAGCAACAGCAGCUGUAGCAUAGAAGAGGGGGCGGACGGGACUCCCGCUCCCUCCAGCAGUACCACCCAACCUCCUACAGAGGGCGCCGUGGGAAGUGCCACCUCACACACUGGGACCACUGAGGAGCCAAUGGAGCAGGACUAGACAGAAGACCCCCUUGAGCCAUGUGUGACCAUAAACCAGCUCGUCCUUGAAUCCAGCCUUACCGUGUCUGGGAGAGAGGACAACGGCACCUCAAACACCUCGUUCCACUUUAGGACACUCCUCCAAAAACAGCUACCUGGCGCUCAUGUGGGCUACACAUAAUUAAUUUAAUUGUACUGGAAUAUUAUCUCGAUCUCUUGGUUUGAAGUUCCCCCCGAUAAGAGGGUUGGUUUCUGAUUACUUCACGUUUUCUUUCUUGUGUUCCACAUCAGCGGUGGUCUGGUCCUGCUCUCGUACCACUCACUCCAGACGUCUGGGCCUUUGAUGUAAUAGGAAGUCUCUUUAAGCUUGGUGUUGAGACUUGAGAGCCAUCUCUUCAUUUCUUGGGACAACUGAAAUAAAACCACUCUGUUUCCUUCCUUGUACAAAUGAAGUCCAAUGCUGGUCUAACCCCUCUGGUUCAUGAACUUGUUCAUGUACACCUGACUUCUGGUUGUAAGGUGGGACACUUCAGUUUUAGUUUUCCUGGUUUGUUAUUUUAAGCCUAUUUUUACAGUACACUACCAGUCCCGCUGACAUGCUCUGAUGUGCUACCUUGUAGAGGUGUCCACUUCGCCGAGAUGAUUUGGUUACAUAGAACCAUCGUUUGAGAGUUUUCAGCUCAGUCACUUAUUUUGGAGUACUUUUUUUUCCUGUCUGCCGGUUGCAGUUUCCAAAACCAGCUGUGAGUACAAAGAUGACUGCUUUCUUGGUAAUGUGAUGUCACCAUGUUGUUUCACUGACAGAACACUUCCUGGUUCCAGUUCUACACCUGUUUCUGCAGCUGUACUUUUGAUAUUUAGGAUUUUAAAUUUCUGUAAAGUAGAUUUUUGUAGAUUGUUAUACAGUAUGUGUUCACUGCCUUUGUGAAACCAUAUAUUAUUGUAUAAUUUCUGUGUAUACUCUGAAUGCUUUUGCUUUUAUUGCGGUAUUCAGAACAGCAAUAAAUGUUAACAUUUUUA